GUCAAGACGGGCAUGCUGCCAAAUGCAGAGGUGGUGACUGCUGUGUGUGACUUUAUGGAAGCAGAAGCAAAAGGAGUCCCUCUGGUCGUAGACCCAGUUCUUGUGGCAUCCAGUGGGGACUCUCUAGCAGACAACCAAGCCCUGAAGUUAAUGCGCUCUCGCCUCAUCCCACUGGCCACAGUUGUCACGCCCAACCUCCGAGAGGCUGAGGCCCUGCUGCUGCUUCCGCCAGGGUCCAUCCGAACAACCGAGGACAUGAGGGCAGCAGCCAAGAAGAUUCACGCUCUUGGUGCCAGGUCGGUGCUAGUAAAGGGCGGCCACCUGGAAGGGGAAACAGCAACGGACGUGUUCUAUGAUGGAUCGGCCUUCCACGAGUUGUCGUCGCCUCGCCUUGCCACGACCAACACGCACGGCACUGGGUGCAGCAUGGCAGCGAGUGUUGCUGCAGGGCUGGCGCAGGGGCGAGGGGUGAAGCAGGCAGUGGUGGUGAGUGCAGGGAGAGGGGUGGAGAGUGGAAUCGUAUGGAGUGCAGGGAGAGGGGUGGAGAGUGGAAUCGUAUGGAGUGCAGGGAGAGGGGUGAAGCAGGCAGUGCUGGUGUGCAUGUGGGGAGGGGAUGGAGAGGGGGAUGGGGAGGGGAUGGGGAGGGAGGGGGAUGGGGAGGUUGAUGGUUUCCCUCCUCUCCACCUUUGCCCUGCUUUUACACCCUCCCUUCCCUCUUCCACUUUGCUCCCCCCUUCUCCCCUCCUCUCCUCCCUCAUCUCCCCCCUUCCCCCGCCUUCCACCCAGGACGCAAAGGCCUACCUCUCCCACAUCCUCGCUAAGAGCCUCCCCAUUACCAUGGGCAGCGGCCUGCAGGGCCCUCUCAACCACCUCCCCCUGGUGUGCCGCUUCGGCCUGCCAAAUUCACGUGCAGCCUUCCACCCAGCCCAGCUGCGGCUGUACGCAGUGACUGACUCUAGGAUGAACAAAACGUGGGGGCGGAGCGUGGGGGAUGCGAUACGGGAGGCCAUUGCUGGUGGCGCAACCUUCCUGCAGAUCCGGGAGAAGGACAUCGAAACUGGUGACUUCAUUCAGCAAGCAGCAGAGGCAGUGGCAGUGGCGAGGGCGCACGGCAUCCCGUUGGUGAUCAACGACCGUGUGGACGUGGCCCUGGCAGUGGAUGCAGACGGCAUUCACGUGGGACAAUCUGACAUGGAUGCUGCUACAGUCAGGCAAAUUCUCGGCCCAACGAGAAUCAUCGGUGUCUCGUGUAAGAGCCGCGAGCACGCGGAGAAGGCGUGGCGGGACGGGGCGGAUUAUAUCGGGGUCGGGGGUGUAUUCCCGACAAAUACCAAGGCGAAUAACAAAACGAUUGGCGUGGAGGGGCUUGCGGACGUGUGUCUUGUAUCGAAGCUCCCGGUUGUGGCUAUAGGGGGGAUAAAAGGAGGGAACAUUUCAGAUGUGGUGAAAGGAGUGGCUAAUGCUGUUGCCUCUGGAGCAGGUGACUCAGAUAGGUCAGCACCUGCAGGUGAAUCUUCAGGUGAAUUUAGAGACAUGUGGGAGGGGAGUGCGUGUGGAGCAUUGGGAGGGGUUGCUGUGGUGUCUGCUAUUUUUGACCAGGCCAAUAUUGUGGCAGCAACACAGGGGCUGGUUAAAGCCCUGGAUGCUGCGGAGGAAGGCACACCGUUGUGUAAAUGA
This is a messenger RNA of Closterium sp. NIES-65, 1677 nucleotides long. NCBI's taxonomy places the organism in Eukaryota, Viridiplantae, Streptophyta, Zygnematophyceae, Desmidiales, Closteriaceae. The record is from the annotation of a GenBank genome assembly.